This is a messenger RNA of Alternaria viburni, 1224 nucleotides long. RefSeq lists its product as uncharacterized. The record is from RefSeq and is a predicted model, not a curated record. The transcript has a single exon. The coding region runs from base 1 to 1224 and encodes 407 amino acids. NCBI's taxonomy places the organism in Eukaryota, Fungi, Ascomycota, Dothideomycetes, Pleosporales, Pleosporaceae.
AUGUCACAUGCAGCAGACCCAGAGGAAUCAAAGCUUACCGCCACCCAUGUCGCUGUUCGAGAGGCGCGCAGUCUAGCCAAUGAAGCCACGCUUAGCCAAUUGAUUUCAAUGGUGAGCCGCGACUCUGCUGCAGAUAUUUCUCAAGUCUUGAAGCGAGAGGCAACAGCGUAUCCGCGUCUAGUCGAUGAGCUCACCGUAGCGUUUAACUCAUCCCCAGUGGAUGAGACGCACAACGAAGAUCACCAGUCUUCCGUUGCGACUGGGCUACUGGACCUGCCAGUGGAUGGCUCCGUCAAAGUCACUCACUCUUUGGACCAAUCGGUGCUGAAUCUGGUACAUGCAACAUCAGAGUGCGACGAAGUGCUCAGCCAUAUACCCAAAGAAAUGGCAGCAGCAUUCAAUCAGUUAACGCGCGGCGGAGAGAUCCUCUUUCAGCUCCACGACACCUUCGUCAUCGAGAUCGGGCCGAGCCAUGUAGUCAAAGUCGCCCAGUCUCUUGAUCCUGAUCACGUUGAUAAUAUACAAUACCUUGCCACACAUGUGCCGGAGCUCCCGAUUCCCCAAUGCCUAGGCGUUUUACGUAGUGACCAAAGGACUUAUCUGUUCAUGUCCCGAGCAACAGGCACUACACUUGAAAGCGUCUGGUCAGAUCUCUCCGCUACGCAGAAGAAAUCUUUACAGGAGCAGCUGAGUUCUUUGUUCCGGCUCCUUCGCAGUCCUACUGCCGAGGACUCUAGAUCCGGUGUACAACUAGGGAGUUUUACGUCCGGAUUAUGCAAAGAUCUAAGGAGAACUCAACGCAUAAGCUCAGCACCUCUACGCACCGAAGCGGAAUUCAACGACUUCCUUCUCCAGCACCCCAAGAAAACAGUAACGCCAUGGGUUAAAUUGCUUCGGAGCUCUAUGAAAGACGAUCAUCGCAUUGUAAUGACUCAUGGUGACUUGCACCCCCGAAAUAUCAUGGUGACUCUGGAGCAUAGCCAAGCUAUUCCAGUGCAGGGUGAGGUGGUUCAAAUUGAACACACGAACAUUCGAGUGUCUUCCAUCAUCGACUGGGAAGCAGCAGGCUGGUAUCCAGAUUCUUGGGAAUUCGUCAAAGCCGUGAGCAUGAUCGAUCCUCGUGGCCCCUUGAGUGACUGGAUCGACUUCCUACCCACCGAUGCUAUCGGAUACUUCCCCAUGGAAUUUUCCAUCGACCGCCUGCUCGACCAGUGGCUUGGAUGA